AUGGUAUUAUUCUCUCUAUUAUUUUUAUUUUUACGGAAACAACAACAACCUUCUUUCAUUUUAUUUAAUUUAUUAAUUUUAUUACAAUUGUUAAUUAAUCCAAUAUUUGGUGCAAAUCCAUGCCAAGACUAUUCUUUGAAUGAUUGUGAUCCAGUAGCAGAAUGUGAUAGUGAUCAACCUGGUUAUUUUCAAUGUAGAUGUCCUUCUGGUUAUUUAGAUGUUAGUCCAGAUAAAAUUAAAAUGCCUGGGAGAAUAUGUAAAAAAGUUGAAAAUGACUGCACAACAGGUAAACAUAAAUGUGAUACAAAUGCUGAAUGUGUUGUUACUUCAAAUGGGUAUACCUGUCGUUGUAAGCAAGGAUGGUUAGAUACAAGUAAUGAUAAGGAGCAUUCUCCAGGGAGGAGUUGCAAACAAAGUAGCCAAUGCCGUAAUAUUGAUUGUGCUCCAGAAGCUGAAUGUGUUGAAAAUGUAUUAGCAGGACAACCACCUAUUUGUAAAUGUCAACGUGGCUAUGUUGAUGUUUCUUCUAAACAAGGAAAGUUGCCUGGAAGAGUUUGUUUGUUGGUGCGAAAUGAGUGUCUUCAACAUGGGGAAAAUGAUUGUUCUCGUGAUGCAAAUUGUAUUGAUACAGAUGAAUCCUUUACUUGCCAAUGUAAAGAUGGUUACAACGAUGAAAGUCCACAAAAGAAUAAAAAACCUGGUCGAAUUUGUUCAAGGAAAAAUUUACCUUCAACACCAGAAUGUGAUGUUAAUGAUCCGAUGAGUUGUGAUUCAACAAGACAUGAAGCUUGUCAAUUUAUGAGUGGGACAUAUAGAUGUGCUUGUGCAAAUGGUUAUAGUCGAUUGCCUGAUGGACGUUGUUUGGCUAUUAAUGAAUGUUUAGAUUCUAGACUUAAUGAUUGUUCUCCAGAUGCUGAUUGUAUUGAUGAGACGAUUGGCUUCAGUUGUAAAUGUAAAAGCGAUUUUGUUGAUGUUUCUCCACCAGGGUCUCGUUUUGGCAUUUUAUGUCGCCGAAGAGUUAAUGAAUGUUCUGCCCCUAAACAAUAUGCCGUUGAUUGUGAUUCUAAUGCUAAUUGUAUCGACACAGAUGACAGCUUUAUUUGUCGAUGCAGACCAGGAUUUGUGGAUAUUUCCGAACAAUUCAAUAGAUUACCGGGACGAAGAUGUAUAGAAGCGGUGAAUGAAUGUUUAGAUUCUAAACUGAAUGAUUGUUCUGAGCAUGCAAUUUGUGAAGAUUCAAAGGAAAGUUAUACAUGUAAAUGUAAAACUGGAUUUCUGGAUACAUCUCCAGAUGCUCGUAAAUAUCCUGGACGUUUAUGUAUUAAACCUAUACAAGAAAAAGAAUCAAAUUUAACUUCAAAUCCAUUUCAACUUUCUUUGGAUACUUGUGAUCAAACUAAAGGAAUUUAUGCUUGUAGAAAAGGGUUGGAAUGUAUUGAGGAUACCGAUGGAAAUUUUAUUUGUGCAUGUCCAGAAGGAUCGUUUUUAUAUUCUGAUGGAACUUGUCGGUUAACUAGUGCUUGUAAACAUUCUAUGGAGUGUGACAAAAAUGCUAUUUGCGUCAAUCUUUUUGACUCGUUUCAAUGCCAAUGCAGGCCAGGAUUUUUUGAUAAAUCGCCUGAUCCUGAAACUAAACCUGGAAGAAUAUGUAAAGAAUUAAUAAAUGAAUGUGCAAAUCAAGCUCAUGAUUGUUCACCCUUUGCUGAAUGUGUAGACGCAACUGACGGUUUUGCUUGUAUUUGUAAGGAAGGUUUUGUUGAUAUAUCUUCACAACAUGAAUUGCUACCUGGAAGACGAUGCUCUAAUGCAAGUAAUGAAUGUGCCGAUCGUUCUUUAAAUACGUGUGAUGAAAGUGCUGAUUGUAUAGACACACAACAAGGAUAUAGUUGUCGUUGUAUUCCUGGAUAUGUAGAUGUUUCUACUAGUGCAAAUUUACCUCCUGGACGUGUUUGUACAGUUCAAACAAGUUGCCCAAAGCAAAAAACAGAUUUGAUGUUUUUGGUGGAUGGUUCUGGAAGUAUUGGUUCUGCUGUUUUUAGAAAUGAGGUUCUUCGUUUUAUAAGCGAUUUUGUUGAACUUUUUGAUAUUGGACAAGAAAAUACACGAGUUGGAUUAAUUCAAUAUAGUGAUCAAAUAAGACAUGAAUUUGACUUAAAUCAAUAUUCUGACAAACAUUCUUUACUACAAGCAAUAGCUCAAACUCAAUAUUUGACUGGUUUAACAAGAACUGGGGCAGCAAUACAACAUAUGGUUCAAGAAGGUUUUGCCCAACGUCGAGGAGCACGUCCUCCUUCCUCUCCUCUUCCGUCAUCGUCAUCAAGUAGUAGUACUGAUGUAAGCCGUGUUGCUAUAGUUAUAACAGAUGGAAGAAGUCAGGAUAAUGUAACAGAACCAGCACAAAAGGCUAGAGAACAACAUAUAAAUACUUUUGCUAUUGGAGUUACUGAUCAUGUACUUGCUUCAGAAUUGGAAUCGAUAGCUGGUUCUCAACAACGCUGGUUUUAUGUUGAUCGCUUUAAGGAUUUGGAUAUGCGACUUCGAUCAAUUGUUCAAAAACUAGCAUGCCCCUCUCCAUCACGUCCCACUCAAUUAUCAACUGGUUGCAGUGUUGACGCGCAAACAGGAUGUGAUAGAACACGGAAUGAAAUUUGUACUUUGAUAAAUAAGAAACCAACAUGCCACUGCCCUAAUGGUGGAUUUGAUAGACAUCCAUUAACCCAUGUUUGUGGUGGAGAUUUAUGCAAUCCUGAAUUACCAACUUCUUGUCCACAUCCUGAAUUGUGUCAACGAACACCUUUUGGAAAUCAUCGCUGCGCUUGUCCUGCCUCAUAUGCACGAGAAAUGCAUUCAGGAAUAUGUAUAUCUUCUUCACUUUCUCAUAUACCUUCAAAUAAACAACAUUUGCCUUCAAACUUUACUUCUUCAACAACCUUUUCUCCAUCACUUAAUGUCAAAACUUGCCCUCCAGGAAUGGCAUUAAAUCCUCGAUCAGGAAAUUGUGGACCUCCUGGAUCUUGUGAUCCACUUAGAAAAAGUGAAGAUGAAUGUGAUAUACGUAAACGUGAACAUUGCCUUUUACAUACUUCUGGACAAUUUCAUACUUGUCAGUGUUUACCAGGAGAGAAACGACAUCCAGCGACUGAAAUUUGCUUGAGAAAUGAAUGUUUAAACAAAAGAGAUAAUGAUUGCGAUCCUGCUGCAAAAUGUAUUGAUACUGAUGAAAGUUAUUUGUGUGUUUGCCCUCUUGGAUAUUUAGGUGAAAGGCGAAACUGGCACACUCCAUUUACUUUUGUUAUGUUAUACCAAUAUAUUUUUCUAGACCAAUCUCCAGAUCCUGUAAACAAACCGGGUCGUCUAUGUGUUGGAGAAGUUAAUGAAUGUGCUCUAGGUCAAACACACACUCGUUGUUCACCUGAUGCUUUGUGUGUAGACACCGCUGAAGGAUACAUUUGUCGUUGUAAACCUGGUUUUGUUGAUUUAUCUCCAAAUGCGCGGCAUGAAUCUGGAAUUGUUUGUCGUAAAUUAGUUGAUGAAUGUUCUCGUGAAGAAUUGAAUACUUGCCACCCAGAUGCAUUUUGUGUGGAUACUCAUGACUCAUACAAAUGUAUUUGUAAAGCCGGAUUUAGUGAUCUAGAUGAAUUCCGAAAUCCAGGUCGACAAUGUGUAAAGGUGCAAGAAAGUAAUAGUAAAUGCCAGGAGGGAAGAAAUGAUUGCGAUAAGAAUGCCAGAUGUAUCUAUGACGCAUCAACAGACAAAUAUGAAUGUGUUUGCCCUCCCAACUUUCGUGAUAAAAGUGUCGACCUUGUCAAUGCCCCAGGCCGUGUCUGUAUUCCAUUCAUACCUGAGUGUGACAACCCAGCUUUGAAUGAUUGCGAUCUGCCGGUUUGCUUAUUAUUCAAAGGAAAUUUUUAUCUGCUGAUUUUUCCACAGGAUCAUGCCAUUUGCACAGAUACAGAUGAGGGAUAUACUUGUCGUUGCCGUCAAGGCUUUCUUGAUAUUUCUCCAAAUGUUACACAUAAACCAGGCCGUCUUUGCAAACAACUUGAAAAUGAAUGUGCUAAAGGCACUCAUGAUUGUGCUAAAGAAGGUGGAAUAUGUCAAGAUACUCCUGAUUCUUAUACUUGUCAAUGUUCUCCAAAUUAUUUGGAUGUUUCUUUGGAUCGAAAAACUAGGCCUGGUCGUAAUUGUAAACGUUUGGUUAAUGAAUGUGCUGCUGGUCAACAUGAUUGUUUUCCAACAGCAAUAUGUACAGAUACUGAAGACAGUUAUCAAUGUCAAUGUCCUAAAAAUUAUUUGGAUAUUGAUGAAUGUACACAAGGAUUACAUGAUUGCUCUCCAAAUGCAAUUUGCAAUGAUACAGAUUCUGGUUAUACAUGUAAAUGUACUCAAAAUUUUGUUGAUGAAAGCCCUGAACCUGCUCAAAGGCCAGGACGUAUCUGCAGACCUGCAUUAGUUAAUGAAUGUGUUUUAAAGAAAGAUGACUGUCAUAGUGAUGCCGAUUGUUUGGAUUUAGCACAGGGGUAA
Molecule: messenger RNA, 4524 nt
Organism: Meloidogyne enterolobii
Lineage: Eukaryota; Metazoa; Nematoda; Chromadorea; Rhabditida; Meloidogynidae
Source: the annotation of a GenBank genome assembly